UAUACAGCCUGGGCUAAUGCUACGUUCUUGAAAGCUGGACCAGGCGAUAGUCUUGAAAAAAGAAACACUGAUUCUAUCACAAUGCCAGUGAGUCCAGUACAAGGAGCCACUAUGGCCACAAAGCUGUUACUGGUGCUGUUGUGCUGGGCAGCACUGUGCAGUGCAAUGCCGGACCCAAAUUACAGAGAAUACUUGAUGAAGACAGAGAAAUCACAGCAAACGGGUGGCAGAGUACUUCUCACAAAUGCUGAGGAGCAACUUAGUGUGCUGUUGCAGAAAAUGAAGCAGGAAGAAAUGGAAAGUUCUGAAUUUCCUCCAGCCAUGCAUUUCUUUAAGGCUAAACCCCUGAUAAACCACAGCUCCCUCUUCAAGUUACUACAGAAGAUGCCUAAAGGUGGAGCGCUUCAUGUCCAUGAUUUUGCAUUGGUGGAUGUGGAUUGGCUGGUGAAAAAUGUAACAUACAGGCAACUUUGCUAUGUUUGUUUUACUGAUGAUCAAUCAGUGAGAUUCAUUUUCUCUUCCCAUCAACCAAAACCUAUUCCUCAUUGCUCUGAAUGGAUGCUACUUGAAACUCUGAGGGCCAAGAUUGACAACACUACAGAUUUGGACAACAGCCUCAUACGCAACCUAACACUUUACACUGAUAACCCAGAGGCUGCAUAUCCUAAUCAAGAUGUUGUGUGGAAGAGGUUUGAGGAAACCUUCCUUGCCGCAUGGGGAUUGGUAACACAUGCUCCUGUCUUCAAGGAUUACUUCUCUGAGGGCCUGAAACGAUUCAGUGCUGACAAUGUCAUGUAUUUGGAGCUGAGGGCAUUGCUACCACAGACAUAUGAGCUGAAUGGAACCUUAAAUGACCGAUUCUGGACCCUGAGAGCAUAUCAAGAAGUAUUAAAACAGUUUGUAGUUGAACAUUCAGACUUUUUUGGAGCCCGGGUGAUUUUCACAGCUAAUAGAGGAAUUAAUGCAUCAGAGUUGAAAGAAGUCAUUGAGGAGGCAGUUAAACUACAGAGAGAGUUUCCUGAGAUUAUGGCUGGGUUUGACUUGGUGGGGCGAGAGGACACUGGGAGGCCCCUUUGGUACUUCAAGGAACCCUUGUCCUUACCAGAACAACUGGGAGUCUCUCUGCCUUACUUCUUUCAUGCUGGAGAGACUGAUUUGCAAGGGACAGAUGUGGACGGGAACAUGCUGGAUGCUCUCCUAUUUAAUACUUCACGCAUUGGACAUGGAUUUGCUUUGGUGCGCCAUCCAACUACCAAGGCCCUUUCUCGGAAAAUGGGGGUAGCAGUGGAGGUGUGUCCCAUAUCCAACCAAGUACUGAAGCUUGUGUCAGACUUGCGUGACCAUCCUGCUGCAGUUUUGAUGUCUGAGGGUCACCCCCUCGUGAUUAGUUCAGAUGACCCAGCCAUAUUCGGUGCAAGUGGUCUCUCAUAUGAUUUUUAUGAGGCAUUUGUGGGCAUUGCUGGACUGACAUCUGGUGCAGGCACACUGAAAGAACUUGCAAUAAACUCCAUCAGGUACAGUUCCUUAUCCCCUCAGCAAAAAGAGGAAGCAUUGUCCAUAUGGCAAAAAAAGUGGGACAAAUUUGUGAUGGAGAAUUUACCAUAAGUUUUUUUUUUCCUAUAACCGGCUGUGUGUGUAGGAAAUAAUGAAAUAUGUUGCGGGUCAUACAACUGCUGGUCUAAUUCUUCGGUCAGAAAGAAUGCAAAUCUUCCAGGGAGAUGUUAUUGACCAUUUAUUCCACAAUCCAAAAGUAUGUGACUGGUAUGUUGACAAACAAAUUAUAAUUUGUUAAGUUGUGUUGAGUUUGUCAUAUUGUGUUGUGUCAAGUUGUGGUUUCUAGAAAAUAAUAAAUACAGAAUACAAUCAGCAUCGCAUUCUAACUGUGCAAUCAAGACAUGCUAAAUAUACAUAAUGAACAGGUUCAAUGUCAGUAAUAACACCACGAAGUGGGAGUAUAAAGUAGCACGUGGAAAAGCCUAAAACAACGUGACUUACAUGGCUAUACAUUGUAACAGUCUGCCAUCCGUAAUUACAAAUGGCAUUACAGAUAUAAAGUGCCAACAGCUAAGCUUGCAUGAAUAUACGAUAUUGUAACAUGUUAACUAUGAAAUUAUAGCAUUAACACGAUGUGUGAAUCACGAGAUAUAUGACUGACUAAUUGCUAAACAUUCCACACAUUCGCGGCAAUUAAGCUAAUAUGUUUUAAGACAUUGUACUCUUAUUAAACAACAGUUAAUGUAAAUGUCACUUACAUUUGGUCAGCAACGCACAACAGGACAAAACUAGAAAACGUAAUUUCGAGGAAAUUACCAGUGCAUGCAAAAGCAAGACAUACGUACAUUAAGAUAAAAAUGUGAAACAAACGUCCGAUUGUAUGCUUUAAGCUUGAGACAGAGUAGAUUUAGUCUUUUGAGUAAAGCUUGAAUGAGGGGCAUUAGUUAAAGGACUACAAUCUUUCAAUAAUCUUCCCCGAAUCUUGUCAAAGUCUGUCAGUGUAAGGUAGGCUUAAGGGGCAGUGUGUGCAGAGGUGGAAAACCAGCUAAUUAGUAUUAGCCGAUUCUAAUUAGUACAACUCUUUAGCCAGGUAGAGCAGCUAGUUGGUGAGAUCACCUGUGUUAAGUGCACAGAUAGAACCAAUACGUGAUUGGACUUUUACUCUCUAAAGCUUGACUUUUUCACCUCUGAGUGUGAGUGAGCGUGUGUGUGUGUGUGAGUGGAUGUUGUCUGUAAGGAGUGUGGCUUUCUAUGAUGCAGUGAAGUGGGGGAGUUAGGUUAAGGUGAGAGUGUUGUGGAGUGCAUGGAGAAAUGUGGUAUAUAUGAAGUGCUGCAGUCAGGUGUGCGUGUGUGGAUGAGUGAAUGGUUUGACAGAGAGAGCUGAGCUGAUGAGAGAGCAGUAAUGCAGGUUCAAUUUAACUGGCUGUCAAUUAAACUUGAUAGGGCCUUGAGCAGCUGGCUCUUGACACAGGUGCAAAUUAGCUUAAUCAGCAUCCUCUGUGAUUUCACAGCAGUGCAGUGUGAUAGACCUCUGAAGUUCGCCCACAAAAAAGCUUGCCAUAGGCAGUUGGCUUCAAUUAACUCCCGAUCCCUCAUAUGGGCAAAGAUGGCAGCUUUGGAUCCUUUUUGUAGGCGAACUUCAGAGGUCUAUGAAAAGUCAAUGGGGAAAAAUAUUUUGCUAAUAUCUCAAAAAGUUUAAAGUUUACAGAACUGAAAUAUACAUAGGCCUACACUUAGUCUCACAUACACGUGGACUUUUCUGUUUUUGUUUGUUUUAUUAUUUAUUUGACAUUUGUUUAUUUGUUUGUCUGUCUUGUGUGUUUAGGUGUCACGGGUACGCUGGCGAUUACGCCACCGUCCGGUAUCUUUUGUCUGUGUCUUGUUAUUUUGUGAAAUUGUUUGUUGUGUUGUUGUCACGGGUACGCUGGCCGUUACGCCACUUAGUCAAUCAUUUUUUGUCUUGUCUCAUGAUGUUAUUUUGUAAAUUUGUUUGUUUCAUGUCGUCACGGGUACGCUGGCGACUACGCCAUUCCGUUCGUCACUAUUUGUAUCAGUGUUGUGUGUAAAGCGCUUUGGGUUGCACUCAGUGCACGUGAAAUGCUCUAUAUUGUAGCCUCAGCCACAUAAAGUGCUUUUCAAAUUAACUUGAAUUAAUGAAUAAGUUAGUUAUGUUUACAUUUGAGCGAAGUAGGCUUAUUUAUAGCCUAUUUCUUAAAUAUUACAAAUGUCUAUGUAAAUGAACACAUAGAAAGCCUGGCCAGGCGCUGAUCCGUUUUGGUACAUUCUCCCUUUAAAGAAUAUAUGGGCGUAAAUAUAGAGUGAGCAUGAGCCUAGGAAGUCUAUAGGGUCUUUCACUGUCACUCACCUUGUCACCGUCGCACGCACCCACCUUCUCACUCUCUGUCCUAUGGCCAUAGACCCUUUAUAUCACAUGCUCCGUUUUGAAUGAGACGCGGAAAGAGGAAUGAAUGGAGGUAGACGAAUGCCGGUAACGCAAUGGUCUGAUAUCCUUCAGAAUUUCUUUAACAAGUCCGAAUUAAUGAAUGUCAAGUAUUGUGCUAUUUUUGUAUGGAUUACUCUUCAUCAUUACGCCCGUUUUGCUAUGGAAUCUACUGUCGGACUUUCGCAAAUGAACUGAAUUACAAAGAGGUGAGAUCGCUCCUUUUUUCUCUCUAUUUUUUGCUGGCGGGAUUUCCGAGAAAUUGUCUAGGCCUACUUGUUUUUUUCACCGAAUGUACGGAUUACCUGCUUUUUUGGAUUUUAUGGACUGUUGAAAGUUUUGCUUUUUUGUUGGAAAGCGCACGGCUGUGCGCGGGGUUUUUGGUUUGGAGUUCGCUGCUUAGGCCUACGCAGUGUGUGGACUAAAAGACUCUGCCCGAUUGGGCUGCUAUCUCUCUCUCUCUCUUUCUCCCAUAUCACAAAUUCACUCACACAAAUAAAUACUCAC
Molecule: messenger RNA, 4441 nt
Organism: Sardina pilchardus (European sardine)
Lineage: Eukaryota; Metazoa; Chordata; Actinopteri; Clupeiformes; Clupeidae
Gene: ada2a
Product: adenosine deaminase 2a
Exons: 10
Coding region: 82-1605 (507 amino acids)
Biological process (GO): adenosine catabolic process; inosine biosynthetic process
Molecular function (GO): adenosine deaminase activity
Source: RefSeq, a predicted model, not a curated record